GCCUGUGUGCAGUGUGACGUUGCGGGCUGUAGUGGAGCCUCUCGCUGCAUCUUGUUGUCGACGGUCCGCCAGGCUUUUCCAGUACCGAGAAGACCCCGCUGGAGAGAGGACGGCCGUCACAGCGCUGCGUUUUCAGGAAGCGGAUCAGAAAAUAGAAAACUUCAGUCAUCAUCAUGCAUGUGUGUCACUACCAGAAGAUUUGUGUAAUUUGAAGAGACUUAAGGACAAUAAAAAGCUUGGAGGAAUACAAGAACUCAGUCAGCUGAAAGAAACAACAAUAACACAGUCCCUAAACAUGGUCAGCACCCAGACCAGUUUGAAAACCCCUUUCAAAGACUUGACCUCAUUCAAGGGCAACAUGAAACGUCUGUACAGAGAGCAACUGGAAGACGCGCCCAUCAAGAAGCGAGUUAUGGCGGAGAUCAACCUGAAGCGUCGCAGCUUGGAUUCCCUCCCCAAAACUCCCAAGGUGAAAAGGGAGUUUAUCGAAGAACUGUGUCAUGACGACAUGGAUGUGGAGGGCCGGGCUGAACUGCACAUGGUGGGCUCUGCUAAAGCCCUGGACCUGAGCCCUGGGCUCAAACACACACUGGCCCAGUUCACCCUCAGCAGCCAGAGCUCCCUCGGGGGCCCAGCUGCCUUCUCAGCCCGCACCGGCCACGAGCAUUCCCCGGCCGGCAUGCCUCCCCUGCCCUCCCCUCCUGUUCUGGGAGGGGGCCCUCUGCUGGUUCCCUGUGACAGCUCCACUGAACUCACCCACUCGCUGCUGGAAGGAGAGUCUAUCUCCUGCUUCGUCGUCGGGGGAGAGAAGCGUCUUUGCCUGCCCCAGGUGCUCAACUCCGUGCUCCGCGACUUCUCGCUGCAGCAGAUCAACACUGUGUGCGAUGAGCUCUACGUCUACUGCUCGCGUUGUGAUGCUGAGCAGCUGCACAUCCUCAAGGUGCUGGGCAUAUUGCCGUUCAACGCACCUUCCUGUGGCCUCAUUACACUGACGGAUGCACAGCGGUUGUGCAAUGCUCUGCUGCGUCCUGGGGCGACAUUGCCCUCUGACCCCAGCGGUAAGCUGUCAACCCAGGGCCUGCUGAAGGAGAGCGAAGCCAGUUUCCAGGUGGAGCACCAGUGUUUGGGGAAGUGCCAGGGUCUUUUUGUGCCCCAAUUCUACACCCAGCCGGAGGCCCACUGUAUCCAGUGCAUUGAGUGCCAGUUGCUCUUUUCACCGCAGAAGUUUGUCAUGCAUUCACACAAGUCACCCGAUAAGAGGACCUGCCACUGGGGCUUUGACUCGGCCAAGUGGCCCUGCUACCUGCUGCUUGCCAGGAAGUACCAAGGCAUGCCAGAGGAGCCAAAGCUCAAGCAGCUCCUGGAUGAGGUCAAAGAGAAGUUCCACUACCAGCUCAAGAGGUCGCUAGAAAAAAUGGCAGUGGAGGAGGAGGAGAGCCAGGUGAGGAAACCCCCGGCAGAUCUCUGCUCCCCCAGCAGCAAGUUGGCCGAGUCCGACCCUGCAAGAAAGGGGAACACAUCUCCACCUGCUCUGGUGUUCAAUCGUCUUUUCUCUGACAUCAAGGAGGAGCCAGAACACCCCUCCCUGGUCCAUCCCAGUUACUACCUGUACACAUGCGAUAAGAUGGUUGCUCCCAACGUGUCUCUGCAAAGGGAGGCGGAGAUGAGCCCAGAGAUGUUCGGAGCGCUGCUCAAACACCACUACAGCCGCAGAGCGCUGGGACAAAACGACGAGCCGCCCAUGGAUCUUCACGCGUCGCCUCCCGUCGCUGCUUGCGCCGAGGAGACCAAAUCCCAUCGUGCCGUUGCUGCCUCGGCCACAGAGCGGGAAUGCCAAACCCAGGCAGUUUCCAUGGCGACAAGCAGCCCAAGCUGCAAGAAAGCCACCCACACCCCCGCCCACUCCCCUCCUCCUGCUCCCACUCCUGUGUCGUUGUUGUCGCCGGUAACGGAAGUAGCGGUUAAGGACACGGGCUCUGCUGCGAGCGGCGCUGCAGUGGUGGGGGGGGUGGAGGACGACAAGGACAGGAUUGUGGUGGAGAUCAUGCAGAUGUACGGCAGGCAGCAGGAGAAGCUCAACUCCACCCUGCACAAGCAGCUGCAGCUGGAAAUGGAGCUGGAGGCGGUGCGUGGGGGCGAGGCGGCCCGGCUACGAGAGCUGAGCGCCGAGCAGAGGGAACUGCGCUGCGAGCUGGAGGCCGUGCACAGCGAGCAGGCGCGGCAGCUCAGCCAGGCCCGCCAGGAGCAGCUGGAGCUGGAGACCCGUCUGGAGCAGCUCCGGCAGCAGGCCUGCGCCUGCGAGCCGGGCGCUCAGCGCCAGCAAGAGGCCUACUACACCGCACAGUUGUCGGAGCUCCGUCAGAGGCUGGAGCGUGCGGAGGCCGACCGGCAGGAGCUGCAGGAGGAGCUGCGCCAUGAGCGGGAGGCGCGGGAAAAGCUAGAGCGCACAAUCAGCCAGCUCAAGCAGCAGAUGGUGCAGUCUGCCACGGUGGGAGGCAGCCCCUCUCCUCCUCUUACCCCUUCAACCGGACCCCCUAACGCCCACUCCCCGCACUCCUCCUUCUCAGAGGCCCCAGCGGCUGGCCAAAAGUAACUGCCACCCCCCCUCAGGCGCCUCCCUCAUUCAUCUCCCCGUUACCCGCCAACUCUACAGACACAAACAGCCUGAAGCUGAACGGCUGUUUUUAAGUUGAGCAUCUCCCCCUUGCCUCCAGUGUAGGACUGACUUUUGAUUUUGUAAUUUAACAUCACCUAAAUGUUGUGUUUUUUUUAUUUUUGCUUUCUUUUGCUCCCCUAUCCUGUCUUUAAAUUGUAUUUAAAGAUGUUUUUGGGGCAUGUAUGUUUGAUUUAAUUUAUAGUUUUUACUGAACAAACAGCUGCUUCACAGACGGGAGUUUGGUAGAGACAAACUCAACCCAUCAUGAUUUCCCCCUCACGACUGUCUCCCUCCUCUUUCUGGAUUCUGGAGCUCAUGCCUUGGAGAUUUCAGACUCCAGCCCGGACACACAGACUCGUCAUGCUACUACCUGGCACAGCAGCUGGUGCCAUCGGACACAAAAUGGCGCCCGGUUGCAUGCCCCUUCUCCAUCUCUCUCUGUACCUACAGCCCAAACACUCGAGUACCAGCGCCUGCAGGAAACUGCAUGGACAUUUUAAUAGUUUUUUUUUUGUUGCUCCUUAUAAAACACAGAAAGAAAAAGUCUAAUAUGUCAAAUACAUCAAAUCUAUAUGGAGGAGAAAGACCUUUACUGUACAAAAAAAAGACCUCAUGAAAAUAUGCCAAUUGUGACGCUGAACUUGGAAUGAGUGUUUUGAGUGGGACCCUUUCAAGGUAGCUAGCUAACUCUUCUGGCCUGGACUCCAGCUGCUCCUCACACCGUUUCCUCUUCCCUCUUCCUCCGCUGUAUGCUAGCGAUUGCCCUCUGCUGGAAAACUCCUUAACACUGUGGUUUUCACCCACUUUAGGCUAGACAGGAAACACUGUGCUCUUUUCUUGGCUUGGCUUGGAAGAAGCUCACGAGCGGUGUUAUGCACUUAACACGCUCUCCUCCUCCAGAAUCCCCUGGGAGAGGAAUGUGUCGGGACUCGGGGGGCCGGUUGUGUAGCUUUUCUAAGAAAGAGGGAAGUCUCACAUGUGCAGUAGCUAGCUGCACUGUGUUACCAUAAUAAUGCAUGCAACAUCCCCGAGUGUGUCAGCGCAGAACAACGGGCAGAGGAUCAAAGCUCCGGGCUGUCCCUGUUUUCGGGGGUCCUCUUUUUGUAUCGUUUGACUUCAUCGUUAACAGACGUUUUUUAUGCAGCGCCCGGUUUGUCAGAGCUUCAUCUAGGAAUGUGGGUGGCAGGUGAAAGCAGUUAGUCUGCGGUGGUUUGCGUCUGGCCCCUGCUUCACGUUAUUCUGCCUGGCUGAACAAACAGCACCGGCAGGAAGAGGAGGGGAGGGGAGGCGAGGAUUGAGGGGAGCUAGGGGGGGGGGACUGGUGCUCUCCCCCUGCAGCAGGCUGGGUGGCCGAGACGCCAGGGGGACACGGGGAGCCCGUUUUUUGUUUUGUACCUUUUUAGAAUGGGGGCAGCUGUUGUUGUCUGUGGGCCUCUGAUCGCCCUUCACUGUACAGCAUCCCCCCCUCUCCAAUCCAUCUCUCAAAAACCUCCCUCCCUCGUCCUCUCCCACAAAGACGACCGUCACUCACUCACACAGACCCGUCCGUCCAUCCCCAGCGCCAGAUCAGCCGGGGGUGUGCCCUGUUUUGUAGGAAAGCGAGCAGACGUCCAGCCAGAGGAGGAAAGGACUUUUAUUGUGUCAGUUGCCGGGCAAAAGCGCUUUUUAUUGCCACUAAGGAAAUCCCUGUACGCGAGUGUGUGUGUGUGUAUGUGUGUGUGUGUGUGUAAAUAAUUGUUUAAAAAGAGAAGGGGAUCGGCCUCAGUUAAACUCUGAGCUUUUUUAUGCAUCUGCUAUAAAUGCAAAUUGAUAGACAUUCCACUGUGCUCCAUCCUGUUCGAUGCAGAUUUUCUUACACAGCUUCCCUUUACGAUAGCAGAGCCUAAAGACCGGGCCGAGUACAGUUGUGGUUUGUUGAUUGUCAGAAAAAGCAGGUGCAGGUGCAAGCCAGUAAAAUCAAACCCACGCCGCAAAUGUACACUCUACUGUUCCAUUUAAACCUUUAUUGAAAUUAUGAAAGAAAAUAUUUAACGUAUUAACUAAAGAUUUAUAUUCACUUUGUAAAUACAGUAGUCAUUAAUAUAUUAACUGUUCUUAUAUGAAAAAUCUUCAAAAGGUUAUAUACAUUGGACCAGAAGUAAGGCUUCAGAUGUUUUAGCUUUCUUUCUUUUUUUUUAAAAAGUGAUCAGAACUUGGCUUUUGUCGAGUUGAUGUGGGGGGAGUGAAACAUGGUUUCCUGAGACGUGAUGCAGGAAGAAUGCAAAAUAGGAAAAUAAUACUUUGUUACACACUUUCCCCCCUUUUUCUGAAAUUAUGCAUUUGUUGUCCUUUGUGGAUUUCAUCUUGACCGACUGUAAUGUGUAAUGUGACAAGCUUUUCCCUCCUUGUUAAACCCCCCUCCCCAUGAGAUGAAUUGAAAAUGAAAGAUUUGCUUAAGAAAAUGCAUUUUGAAAAAACAAAAUUUUUUUCUUUUGCAUGUUUGGCUGCCCCUUAUGUUUUGUGUGUCACUGGGCCAAUCUUACCAAUCUGUUGAUCGUGAAAAAAGAAAGAAAGGAGAUGUCCCCCCCCCCCCCCCCCCCCCCCCCCCCCCCUCACGCACAAACUAUUGAGAUGGCUCAUAUGCAUGAACAUUGAACAUGUGCAAGUUUUAUAUCAUUAUUGGUUUAGAGGUUGGCUAAGUAUAACGUCAGAUUAUGAAGAACAUAUAAUGUAGCCUAAUUUGAUUUGGAAAUGAUGUGAGAGUGUGUUGAGUGUGUGAGAGAGAGUGUGUGUUGGCCUCCCACGUCUGACUGAAGCACAGCAGCUUUGAAAAGGGAAAGAAAAACUUGCUCAUGUAGCUCUGGAUGUGUAGUUAUUGUUUCUGAUUCUGAUCAUUUAUCCUUGUGUGGAUCACUCAAAAAGAUAAUCAGUAUUAGUUUUUAAUGACUUAAUUACCUCUUCGGCAGAACAAAACAAAAACAAAUCCUUUCGAUUCAUCACAUUAGCAGAUAACUAAUGUUUACUCUAAUCGUGUAAUUAGAAUUUUGUACACAAGGUGGCGUUAAGCUUCUUUAAUCAUACAUCAUAUUGAAAAAAUGACUAAAUGAAAGGGGAGAAAAAUCCCCUGUAACAGGUUUGCUGAGCCUUUUUGCAUUUUGCAGUGUUAUGAGAACUUGGAUAUGCUUUGUACAGAAUUUUUACAGCUGUGUGAAGUUUGCCCCACAGACGAGAAAAACAAGGCGAAAUGAGCAGAGCUUUACCAUGUGGACACAUUUGAAUACUGGAUUUACAUACCCAUAAUGCCUCCUGGCUACGUGGAGAAAACUUGUAAAAAAAAAUCCUAGGUGACCUUUGAACUAUUCUGCUUUGUAGUUGGGUGUGUAAUUUUCAGCAGGUAAUUAUUCUAUGCCAGUGUGGGACAAGAGGGAUGUCUGCAUUGAUCACACAGAUUCCUGCUUACUAAGAAUAGGGACGCCAUGUUUUAAAUUUAUACACAUCCUGCUAUAGAUGAAAAAAAAGAUUCAUGGCUUUGCUAAAAAGAACCCUCUUUCCCCUUGAUGCUGUUCUGAAACACAGCGUCUGUGUUUGACCAUUGCAUACUACGUUGCCAAUACUACAGUGUGAUGAGACUUUUGUUCUUGCAUGAAUCGAGACACUGUUCUCCUACCUCAUGUUGUGAUAUAAAAAUAUGUUUUUUAAGCAGAAGACACUGCAUCGCUAACUGUUUAUCAUCAUUGAUAUUUACUAGUAAAUUACAUACCUGUCAAUGCUUUUAGCUAAUACCUCAGUUGUAUCUAGUGUUUGUUUUUUUUCUGUUUUUGCCCUUCCCUGAUUUCAGAUCUUGUAAAUAUUCCCUGUAUAGACAAUGAACUUGGAUCAAAUUCAAGUAAAGUUCUGUAGUGUCAAA
Messenger RNA from Trematomus bernacchii (emerald rockcod), 6542 nucleotides. RefSeq names its product SKI-like proto-oncogene a (gene skila). Gene Ontology annotation, cellular component: nucleus. The record is from RefSeq and is a predicted model, not a curated record. NCBI's taxonomy places the organism in Eukaryota, Metazoa, Chordata, Actinopteri, Perciformes, Nototheniidae. Gene Ontology annotation, molecular function: DNA-binding transcription factor activity, RNA polymerase II-specific; SMAD binding; RNA polymerase II cis-regulatory region sequence-specific DNA binding. Gene Ontology annotation, biological process: negative regulation of BMP signaling pathway.